Molecule: messenger RNA, 279 nt
Organism: Mesorhabditis spiculigera
Lineage: Eukaryota; Metazoa; Nematoda; Chromadorea; Rhabditida; Rhabditidae
Source: the annotation of a GenBank genome assembly
AUGCGAAAAUGUAACGACGACGACGCCGACGACAACCACGACGACGACGACGACGACGACGACGACGACGACGACAACAACAACCACAACAACCGCGACGACAACGAGGAAAACUUCCACGAAGACGACUGCCACUACAACGACUACGAAGCCGAGCACGUCGAAAUCGACGACGAAGGAGCCGAGCGCGUCGGCUUCCACGACCAAGGAGCCGAGCACCUCGUCAAGUUCAACGAGCACCAGCGGCACGGCAACAACGAGCACGAGUACUCCAUCAAC